AUGUCUGACACCGGUAGAAAAUCUUUCACUGACAAGGCCCAAGAGGCCAUGAAGCCCGAGUCUGAGAAAUCGUACUUGGAGAAGGCCAAGGAGGGUGUCACCAAUGCUGUGGAUGGUUUCGCAGCCAAGAACGUUCCUGACUCCGAGAAGUCUUUUGGUCAAACCGUGGCUGACAAUGCCAAACAAGGCAAGGACGACGCGAAAGACUCCGUGGACCAACAAGGCGCCACUAUUGGCGAGACUGCACAAGAGUACGUGGCAGUUGCCAAGGAACAAGUUGCCAAUGCUGCCAACUACGUCUCUGGAGUUGUCACCGGUGCUACGGAAGGUGCCAAGCAGGUGGACUCCGAGAAGAAGUAA
This is a messenger RNA of Metschnikowia bicuspidata var. bicuspidata NRRL YB-4993, 360 nucleotides long. Its product is annotated as lipid-binding protein. Lineage: Eukaryota; Fungi; Ascomycota; Pichiomycetes; Serinales; Metschnikowiaceae. The record is from RefSeq and is a predicted model, not a curated record. The transcript has a single exon. Bases 1 to 360 code for a protein of 119 amino acids.